This is a messenger RNA of Perca flavescens (yellow perch), 3880 nucleotides long. RefSeq names its product protein NLRC3-like. The record is from RefSeq and is a predicted model, not a curated record. The transcript has 14 exons. NCBI's taxonomy places the organism in Eukaryota, Metazoa, Chordata, Actinopteri, Perciformes, Percidae. Gene Ontology annotation, molecular function: protein binding. The coding region runs from base 135 to 3740 and encodes 1201 amino acids.
UCAAAUGCACAUCGACACCAGGACUGACGAGGGCCAAUGAGCAGCUUCUUCUCUCCCAGAGUUUCCUCGACACAUGAAGGAGGAAAGUGUCUGGAAAGUGACCUGAAGAGACUUCAGCAGGUGAGGACUCUGCUAUGAGUCAGUGUGAGGACAGAGAGGAGGGAGCCCCUCCCUCUAAAACCACUCUGUGUGGGGACCAUGACAGCCAGAACAAAGCUCAGAGUCUGCAGCAAGGCUGUGAACCAGGACCUGAACCCAGCUGUGUGUCCAUGAAGAGUGACUGGUCUAUGGGUCGCCUUAUUCAGUUUAAACAUGGACAAGCUGCUGAUGGAAGGAUGCAGCAACAGACACCUGGACCUGGAGCCAGCUGUGUGUCCAUGAAGAGUGACUGGUCUAUGGGUCGUCUUAUUCAGUUUAAAGACGGACAAGCUGUUGAUGAAAGAGUUCAGCACGAGAGCUCAGAAGGCCUUGGUGGUCAGUCUGACCUGCAGCAUCAAACAGACGUGGAAUCCAUAUUUAUGCUGUUGGAGGAGAACAUCAUCACUUUUGUAAAGAACGAGCUGAAGAAGAUUCAGAAGGUUCUGAGUCCAGAUUAUCCAGAAUACUUAGAGAGUCAGAGGGAGGAUGACAAGGUUUUGGAUGGUAAGGAUGAAGAGCAGAGGAGGAGCAGCAGAGAGGCAUUUCUGAUGAUCACACUGGACAUUCUGAGGAGGAUGAAGCAGGAGGAGCUGGCUGACUGUCUGCAGAGCAGAAGUUAUUCUGGAGUUUGUCAGCAUAAACACAAGACUAACCAGAAGAAAAAGUUCCAGUGUGUGUUUGAGGGGAUUGCUAAAGCAGGAAACCCAACCCUUCUGAAUCAGAUGUUCACACCGAUGUACAUCAUGGAGGGAGGGACUGCAGAGGUCAAUGAAGAACAUGAGGUCAGACAGAUUGAAACAGCAUUCCGAAAACUAGACAGACCAGAAACAAUAAUCAGAUGUGAAGACAUCUUUAAAACCCCACCUGGAAGAGAUGGCCCAAUCAGAACCGUGAUAACAAAGGGAGUGGCUGGCAUCGGGAAAACAGUCUUAACACAGAAGUUCACUCUGGACUGGGCUGAAGACAAAGCCAAUCAGGACAUCCAGUUCACAUUUUCAUUCACUUUCAGAGAGCUGAAUGUGCUAAAAGAGAAAAGGUUUAGCUUGGUGGAACUUGUUCAUUACUUCUUUAGUGAAACCAAAGAAGCAGGAUUCUGCAGGUUUAAAGAGUUCCAGGUUGUGUUCAUCUUUGACGGUCUGGAUGAGUGUCGACUUCCUCUGGACUUCCACAACACUGAGAUCCUGACUGAUGUUACAGUGUCCACCUCAGUGGAUGUGCUACUGACAAACCUUAUCAGGGGGAAACUGCUUCCCUCUGCUCGCCUCUGGAUAACCACACGACCUGCGGCAGCCAGUCAGAUCCCUGCUGAGUGUAUUGACACGGUGACAGAGGUCAGAGGGUUCACUGACCCACAGAAGGAGGAGUACUUCAGGAAGAGAUUCAGAGAUAAGAAGCAGGCCAGCAGAAUCAUCUCCCACAUCAAGACAUCACGAAGCGUCCACAUCAUGUGCCACAUCCCAGUCUUCUGCUGGAUCACAGCUACAGUUCUGGAGAAGGUGUUCAAGACCAGAGGGGGAGGAGAGCUGCCCAAGACCCUGACUGAGAUGUACAUCUACUUCCUGGUGGUUCAGUCCAAACUGAAAAACGUCAAGUAUCAUGGAGGUGCUGAGACAGAUCCACACUGGAGUCCAGAGACCAAGAAGAUGAUUGAGUCUCUGGGAAAACUGGCUUUUGAGCAGCUUCAGAAAGGCAACCUGUUCUUCUAUGAAUCAGACCUGACAGAGUGUGGCAUCAAUAUCAGAGAAGCCUCGGUGUACUCAGGAGUGUUCACACAGAUCUUUAAAGAGGAGAGAGGACUGUACCAGGACAAGUUGUUCUGCUUCGUCCAUCUGAGUGUUCAGGAGUUCCUGGCUGCUCUUUAUGUCCAUCUGACAUGCAUCAACUCAGGAGUCAACCUGCUGGCUGAAGAACAAACAACCUCCCAGCUGCCUAACGUCUUCAGAGAAACCCUUAAACUACAACAUCUCCAUCGGUGUGCUGUGGACAAGGCCUUACAGAGUCCAAAUGGACACCUGGACUUGUUCCUCCGCUUCCUCCUGGGUCUUUUACUGCAGACCAAUCAGACUGUCCUACAAGGUCUAAUGACACAGACAGGAAGUAGUUCAAAGACCAAAAAGAAAACAGUCAAGUACAUCAAGAAGAAGAUCAGUGAGAAUCUGUCUGCAGAGAGAAGCAUCAAUCUGUUCCACUGUCUGAAUGAACUGAAUGAUUGUUCUAUAGUGGAGCAGAUCCAACAGUCCCUGAAUUCAGGAAGUCUCUCCACAGAUAAACUGUCUCCUGCUCAGUGGUCAGCUCUGGUCUUCAUCUUACUGUCAUCAGAACUCUGUGGUUGUAACCUGUCAGAGAGAAGCUGUGAAGCUCUGUCCUCAGUUCUCAGCUCCCAGUCCUCUAGUCUGAGAGAGCUGGACCUGAGUAACAACGACCUGCAGGAUUCAGGAGUGAAGCUGAUGUCUCCUGGUCUGAAGAGUCCACACUGCAGACUGGAAACUCUCAGGUUGGUGUUCAGCUGUCUGAUCUCAGAGGAAGGCUGUACUUCUCUGGCCUCAGCUCUGAGCUCCAAUCCCUCCCAUCUGAGAGAGCUGGACCUGAGCUACAAUCAUCCAGGAGACUCAGGAGUGAAGCUGCUAACAGCUGGAUUUAAGGAUCCAAACUGGAGACUGGACACUCUCAGGUUAAGUGCUUGUACCCUGUCAGAGAGAAGCUGUGAAGCUCUGUCUUCAGUUCUCAGCUCCCAGUCCUCUAGUCUGAGAGAGCUGGACCUGAGUAACAACGACCUGCAGGAUUCAGGAGUGGCGCUGAUGUCUCCUGGACUGAAGAGUCCACACUGCAGACUGGAAACUCUCAGUCUCUCAGGCUGUAUGAUCUCAGAGGAAAGCUGUACUUAUCUGGCCUCAGCUCUGAGCUCCAACCCCUCCUAUCUCAGAGAGCUGGAUCUGAGCUACAAUCAUCCAGGAGACUUAGGAGUGAAGCUGCUGUCAGAUGGACUUAAGGAUCCAAACUGGAGACUCGACACUCUCAGGGUGGACCAUGGUGGACCGCAGACAUUGAGACCUGGUCUAAGGAAGUAUGUCUGUGAACUGGAACCGGACACAAACACAGUACACAGAAACCUCAAACUGUCUGACAACAACAGGAAGGUGACACGUGUGGAGGAGAAACAGUCAUAUCCUGAUCAUCCAGACAGAUUUGACCGCCGGGCUCAGCUGCUGUGUAGAAAUGGUCUGACUGGUCGCUGUUACUGGGAGGUCGAGUGGAGAGGAGAGGUUUCUAUAUCAGUGAGUUACAGAGGAAUCAGCAGGAAAGGAGACAGUGAAGACUGUUUGUUUGGAGGCAAUGAUCAGUCCUGGAGAUUGUUCUGCUCUGAUGAUGUUAGUUACUAUGUCUGGCACAAUAAGAGAAGUACAUUCAUCUCCUCCUCCUCUGUCUCUAACAGAGUAGCAGUGUAUGUGGACAUUCCUGCUGGCACUCUGUCCUUCUACACAGUCUCCUCUGACUCUCUGACCCACCUCCACACCUUCAACACCACAUUCACUCAACCUCUUUAUCCUGGGUUUAUGGUCUGGCCUGGUUCUUCAGUGUCUCUGUGUCCUCUGCAGGACUGAGAGUCUCUCCUGGUUCCUCAGUGUCUCUGUGUCCUCUGCAGGACUGAGAGUCUCUCCUGUGGACAGAAACACUGACUGAAGAUCAGCUGCUGAAAUCAAAGUUCAGUCUGUUCACCAUCACACACACUCUGCACUGUGAA